AUGGGAGGGGUUGUGUUGGCAGCAGCAGUGCUACUGGCUCCCGUGGUGGCCGUGGGGGCGGCGCCACUCGUGCCGGUGACGGACAAGGACCUGGAGUCGGACGCCAGCAUGUGGAACCUAUACGAGAGGUGGUGCAGCGUGUACUCGUCGGGGUCGCCGGACCUCGCGGAGAAGGCGCGCAAGUUCGAGACGUUCAAGGCGAACGCUAGGCACAUCAACGAGUUCAACAAGAGGGAGGACGUGCCGUACAAGCUCGGCCUCAACCAGUUCUCCGACUUGACCGAGGAGGAGUUUGACAGCGGCAUGUACACCGGAGCCUUGCCCGAAGACGCCGGCAACGUCAGCAGUGGCAUGACCGACGACGAUAAGCUGCUGGCCUAA
Miscanthus lutarioriparius is the source of this 381-nucleotide messenger RNA. NCBI's taxonomy places the organism in Eukaryota, Viridiplantae, Streptophyta, Magnoliopsida, Poales, Poaceae. The record is from the annotation of a GenBank genome assembly.